Messenger RNA from Aspergillus pseudonomiae, 1541 nucleotides. RefSeq lists its product as uncharacterized. Gene Ontology annotation, molecular function: zinc ion binding; RNA polymerase II cis-regulatory region sequence-specific DNA binding; DNA-binding transcription factor activity, RNA polymerase II-specific. The transcript has 3 exons. The coding region runs from base 42 to 1253 and encodes 403 amino acids. Gene Ontology annotation, cellular component: chromatin. Gene Ontology annotation, biological process: regulation of transcription by RNA polymerase II; DNA-templated transcription. The record is from RefSeq and is a predicted model, not a curated record. Lineage: Eukaryota; Fungi; Ascomycota; Eurotiomycetes; Eurotiales; Aspergillaceae.
CCUGUAUAUUGCAAACAAUACCACGACGUACGUAUGCUACGAUGCCGCCACGCUCAGAUGCUAGCUCCGCUCCACCGUCUUUCCAAUGCAAGCACCCGGGAUGUAGUAUGAGUUAUCAACGGAAAGAACACUUAAACAGACAUAUGGCCAAUCAUGCUAAAGGGGAGCGCUUCUCCUGUCCGUAUUGUGAUAGCACCCUAGCUAGAAACGACCUCUUACGUCGCCAUAUCCGGAACUAUCAUCCUGAGAGAGAUCCUCCGCAGUCUCGAGCGCGGCAGGCUUGCGGAGCCUGCCAUGCUCGAAAGGAACGGUGUGACGGUGGAUACCCAUGCAAUCGAUGUCAGCAGCGAGGAGCUACCUGUCCACGUCUUCCGGGGGCGGCUCGUGGCAACAGCACAUCCCAAGAGGCCCAAACGCGCUUGAACGCGGAUAUAGUGAGUAGGGUGCCUGGUGAAUCCCGGUGGAUCGCUCAGGACUUCAUUGAUAUCUACUUUCACGACUUUCAUCCCACUUGGCCGUUUCUACAUUGGGGGACAUUCGAGCUCUCGAAAGAGCCGUGCAUCCUUCUCCAAUCAAUGUUAAUGAUUGGGUUGUGGAUCAAAGGCGACCAAGCCGCGCGGGACACGGCGAUGACUUUCCAUCGUAAUUUGCUUUCUGCGAUUCAAGCUCAAAAGAGUCAAUGGUAUAUAUCCGAUUGGACGGCUGGCCGCAACAAGGACACUUCCUGGCCCAUGGCGACCUACCAGAGCAUCCUUCUACAGCUUAUAUUCGCCGUGUUUGUGGCAAAACAAGAGACCUCUCUUGAUUUGAACAUGCGUUUUCAACUACAGGAUGCUACAUAUGAACUCCUCACAUCGCUCGUGGAAACCUGUCGCCGGCUCGGUUUGUUCUACUAUCCGAAUAUGCUAGCUAGGCACCACUCCUCUGCCCCGAUAGCGCUCAUAUGGGUGGACGUGGAGGAAAUUAAGCGUUUCGGGCUGGCGCUAUAUAAACUUUGUCGGCUCUGUACUCGGAGUGCCACGUUCGAGAGAGAUGGCAGUGACAAGAGAGGCGAGCUUCUAACUCUGGCAGAUCUAGACUUUUGCAUGCCGGAUAGCGACGAAAUGUGGAACGCUCCGCCGAAUACGGGGGUCGAAUUAAUCCGAAGCAGUACCUUUCAGCAGACAUGCAGGGAUAAUCGAGAUCCAGACAACUGGAUAUCCCAGACAUCGGGGAAAUUGUGCGAUUCUCGUGUCGGUAUUGACUGGAUAUAACUCUUUUUAUAAUUGGGAUCUAGCUAGUGAGGGUCACUGGGAGGUGGCUUGGAUACCAUCUAUACUUGGUUGUAUCUUUGCAGGCAACAACGGAUGAUAUGCCAAGCACAUUGACUGCAUUCUAGACUUGUACAGUGCAAGGACAACGCGCGUUUCAUGGUAGUGAAGUACGACUUAUGUUUCCGCCUGAGUUUAUAUCGUUAGGAGUCGUGUACAUCUUGCUAUGAUCUCAUAUCUCUAUUAGGGAUAUCUCCAACCGUUGAAAAAUUCUAUAGCGUGACCCUAUUA